AUGGAGAAGGGUGGACAGCGGCAGGCAGACAACGGCAGGCAGACAGAAGUCCCGUUCCCGGUGGAAGAGGUGAUGAAGCUCAAUGAUGGAGAAGCAAAAUCUUCCGGUGAUAUUGUGUAUUUGGCAGGAGUCAAAUACAUCGUGCUGCAAGACCAACUAAGUGACGAUGAUGACCCGCACAUGGCUGUAAAGACUCUCUUAGGUGUAGACGGGGGCAAGUGCUACAACGGCUGCAUCUUCAAGACCAAAGAGUAA
Messenger RNA from Knipowitschia caucasica, 255 nucleotides. Lineage: Eukaryota; Metazoa; Chordata; Actinopteri; Gobiiformes; Gobiidae. The record is from the annotation of a GenBank genome assembly.